UUUGCUCUUCAGCCACUGGUUGGGGAGGUUUGUGUUUGGCGAGUUCUCAUUGGAUAACGCGGAACGCCCGUAGGUAUUGAUUGGACGUACUCACUUGGUGACGGGUCCGGUUCCUGCUGUCCCGGGUGGGUUACGUGGAACUUGUGGGACGGACAUGGCGGGGAAGGUACCUAACGGGGCUCAGUCCGGGCCGCCUGGCAACAACCUGCUCUUCUCCGCCUCCGAGAUCAGCUUCUCCCUUCCCUUCAUCCCUGUGAGCCAGCACGGCCCCGCAAUGCUUCCGAGCGAUGAUGCCGCUGAGGUGGGAGAAGAGGACAGCUUUCUAGGACAGACUUCGGCUACUACUAACCCACCACAAACCUUUAGUUAUUUCUCCCAGGGACCCUCCCUAGGCAGCAGCCAAGAUCCAUUUGCGUGUAUUUGGCAUCCACCUCUAACCACAGAGGCGCCUCAGCCCGUUACUUCGGUUUUCUUCAAGCCCCCCCCCGCUCCCACCCCUGAGGCCGGACACAGUAUGAUCCCAUCGAAGGCACCAAAACCCCCGGUUACAAGCAACACUCCAGUAUCCCAGGUUACAGCUGGUGUCUUUCUUCCAACGUCACAGCACGGACCUCUUCCUGGCACUUACUCGGCUCCGCCCACUGCGGCCUCUCAGGGGGGGUAUAACCCCUACCGCCACAAUACCCAGAGCAGCCGGGUGAAUCCAUACUUUGCUCCCCCACAGCUUCUGCAGGACCAGGGUUUCGCUCCCUUUAUCCAGACUCCUCCAUUGCCACCUCUGCCCCAUCAGGGGGCGCCAACCUCUCCGCCCACCGGUAAGGACUUGGGUCCCCCUAAAACUGCACCCCACAUGCCUCCCCCUCCGCCAUCACAGACCUUUCCAAAUGUCAGACCUGCCGGACCAUCAGUACCAGUACCCCCACCCUACCUGCCAAACCUGUAUGAACCUGUUCAGCCUCACUGGUUCUAUUGCAAGCAAGUGGAGAGCAAGGAGGUCUGGCUGCCGUUCAGCGCUCUGGAUUCCCACGGUUUAGAAGAGGUUUAUAACUCCGUGCAGCCUGACCCCGAGAGCGUGGUUGUGAGCACAGACGGGGGGCGCUAUGACGUGUGCCUGUACAAUCGGGAGAAGAGGGCCGUAUUUUGGGAGGAGGAGGACUCGGAAGUCAGGCGCUGCUCUUGGUUUUACAAAGGGGACGCAGACAGCAAGUUUGUUCCUUACAGCGAGGACUUCAGCGAGAGGCUGGAGGCAGAAUACAAAAAAGCUGUGACCACCAACCAGUGGCAUCGGAGACUGGAAUUUCCUGGAGGGGAAACAAUCGUUAUGCACAACCCCAAAGUGAUCGUCCAGUUCCAGCAGUCUCUUAUUCCAGAUGAAUGGGGCUCCCCACAAGACGGGCAGUCACGGCCCCGAGUCGUAAAGCGAGGCAUUGAUGCUGAACUUGAUGAAAUUCCAGAUGGGGAGGUGCCACAGGCUGAUCAUCUGGUCUUUAUGGUUCAUGGCAUCGGGCCAGUGUGCGACUUGCGCUUCAGGAGUAUAGUGGAGUGCGUGGACGACUUCAGGACAGUGUCCCUCAAACUGCUGCAGACUCACUAUAGAAAGUCCCUGGAAGAGGGCAGAAUGCGUCGGGUGGAGUUUCUCCCAGUCCAUUGGCACAGCUCUCUCCAUGGAGAUGCCACAGGGGUUGAUAGGCGGAUAAAGAAGAUCACAUUGCCCAGCAUUGGCCGCCUGCGCCACUUUACCAACGAGACCCUGCUGGAUAUACUCUUCUAUAACAGCCCCACCUACUGCCAGACGAUAGUGGACAAAGUCAACAUGGAGAUGAACCGCCUCUUUGCGCUGUUCAUGAGCCGCAACCCAGAUUUCACUGGGGGAGUGUCUGUGGCCGGUCACAGUUUAGGGUCCUUGGUUCUGUUCGACAUACUUUCCAACCAGACUGAUCCAACCGCUGCGCCUCUUGUGCCAGUCCCGCCCCCUGAAGCCAACGGGCCAAUAAAAAGUAAAGCUUCGGAUGAGAAAGCAGUCACGCUACAAGCAGUGGAAGAGCCCAGUGAUUCCGAGCAACAGAAACCGCUGCCGACUCUUCGAGAAGCACUGGAAUCGCUCAGUCUGGCCGAAUACAGCAACGUGUUUGAGAAAGAGCAGAUUGACAUGGAGUCCCUGCUCAUGUGUACGGUGGAUGACCUGAAAGAGAUGGGAGUCCCUCUGGGCCCAAGGAAGAAGAUCGCCAAGUUUGUGCAGGAAAGAGCAGUUACUGAGGCAAAGAGAAAAGCUGCAGAGGAAGAGAGAGCUGCGCAAAUCAAAGCCAAAGAAGCGUUGGCUGCUGCCGCACAGGAAGCCGCUGCCAAACUCCCCUCCUCUGAGGAUGGCGCCGCCCCGGAGUCCAACAAGAGGAAGUUGCCCGUCGGGGUAUCCGUCUCCUCUGUGCCAGUGGAUUAUGAAUACUUUGAAACGGGCACAGGACAGGUCUGUGUAAAGUACAACACGCUGGACUUUGAGCCUGUCAAUUUCUUCGCCCUCGGCUCCCCCAUUGGCAUGUUCCUGACCGUACGGGGCUUGGAUAAGAUCGAGGAAACCUUCCGGCUGCCUACGUGCAAAGGCUUCUUCAAUAUCUACCAUCCGCUGGAUCCUGUGGCCUACAGGUUGGAACCCAUGAUCCUCCCAGACAUUGACUUGAAGCCGGUGCUUAUUCCUCACCACAAAGGCAGAAAGAGAUUGCACCUGGAGCUGAAGGAGAGCCUGACCCGUAUGGGCUCAGACCUGAAGCACGGGUUCAUUAGUUCCCUACGCAGUGCCUGGCAGACCCUCAACGACUUCGCUCGCGCCCACACGUCCUCGGCACAACUGCAACUGGAGCUAAAGAAGGUCGCCGAUCAGAUUGAGGAAGAGGAGAAACAGCAGGAAGUGGAUGCUGAUAAGGUGGAGAGCCCAGAGACUUCCCGGGAAGAGGACGUCACAGUUAAGAUCGGGAUGCUGAAUGGAGGGCGCCGCAUUGACUACGUUCUGCAAGAGAAGCCCAUCGAGAGCUUUAAUGAAUACCUGUUUGCUCUGCAGAGCCACCUGUGUUAUUGGGAGUCGGAGGACACGGCUCUGCUGAUUCUGAAGGAAAUCUACACCUCUGUGCAUGUGCUCCCUGACCAGCCGCUGCACUAGUGCGUCCCCUUGAGCGUGCUCUCCUGCUCAUACCAGGUCCCUGGAUCCCAGAGUGGAACCGGUACCCAAAGGACAUUUAUUCAGACUCUUAGGAAGCCCAGUGCCCCUUUGCCCACGAGGACGAGCCGCUGGCGCCAAACUGCCACAAUGUGAAAAGUAGUUUUUAUAUGAAGCUCGUCUGUGCGACCCCGAGAGACAGCGAGUGGAUUUUAUCAGUGCUGUGACGCUGCUUGCCAAGUGUAACCCGUUAUUUGGAACAGAAUGGACUCUCUUUGCUGAGGACUGAACCGGAUCAGCGCGUGUGUAGGGAACCGGCAGCUCUGUGCUGCAGCCUUUUAGUUCUUCAUUUAGGUGCCGACGAUUUGCUUCCCCUUUAACUCAUUAUGCCCUUACAGUUGGUAAUGCCCUUUCCUCUUACAGAGAGCCCCUUCCGCCAGUGAGCAAUGCGUUUACAAAGGGAGAAUGAGAUUUUAUCUUGUUUUAGCUUGGGCCGAUGCCUCACAAGCGACUUUUACUCAUAGAGAGCUAAGGGAUAGGUUUCAUGGUUGAUAUGGGGCGGGGCACACAGGGUACAGAGGCCGGGGUGCCCCCAUAACAAACAUUACUCCCCUAUAACAGAGAUGUGUGUGCCCGACCCGGCAAUGCACCUCUAUUUAUACACCCGCUUCCCGACCCGCCCCCUUCAUGAUGUCAUGAAGGGGGCGGGCCAAUCAUCUAUAGAGGCUUCUAGACAUGGAGGUCGGACAGUGCAAGGUCACGGGCGGGGAGGGCGGAAGAAGCUCAGUCCCAACCAGCGGGUCCCGUAGGUUUCAGGCCGCCCCGCGCAUCUCUACCCUACAAGUCUCCUGUGCGGCUUUGGCCCCGGCCCUGGUUUUACAUUCCCUUCUGCGGAUGAAGAGAGAGUUGAACUUGGUGUUUUCAGUAAUUUAAUUUUUGGAAGAAUUCAGUUAAAUUAAAAACAAAAAUUGCCAAAAA
Messenger RNA from Xenopus tropicalis (tropical clawed frog), 4126 nucleotides. RefSeq names its product SEC23 interacting protein (gene sec23ip). Lineage: Eukaryota; Metazoa; Chordata; Amphibia; Anura; Pipidae. The transcript is spliced from 19 exons. Gene Ontology annotation, cellular component: cytoplasm. The coding region runs from base 155 to 3151 and encodes 998 amino acids. The record is from RefSeq and is a predicted model, not a curated record. Gene Ontology annotation, molecular function: metal ion binding. Gene Ontology annotation, biological process: endoplasmic reticulum to Golgi vesicle-mediated transport.